AUGGCACAGACUAGGAAAGAAGCAGGGGACAGCUGCUUGGUGUCCGAUAGAGAGCCAUCACGUAUCAUCAGAGUGUCUGUCAAGACUCCGCAGGACUGCCAGGAAUUUAUGCUGGCAGAAAAUAGCAGCGUCCGUCACUUCAAGAAACAGAUCUCCAAACGCCUUCACUUAGACACUGACCGACUGGUGCUCAUCUUCACUGGAAAGAUCCUCCGGGAUCAAGACAUUCUGAGCCAACGUGGCAUCCUUGAUGGAACUACGGUCCACUUGGUGGUGAGGACCCGUGUGAAAGGAACUCUGUCUACUCCCACAACUCUGCCAGAUUCUGUAGGCCACUGCGCCCAUCGUUCUGAACCCUCUGCCUCAGAGAGUGCUGGGAUGGUGUCCAGGCUGGGCUGGCUCGCCCGGAGCUCACCUGAUCUGGCUGACUUCUUUGGCCAGCUGGCUCAACUCCUGAUGGCUGCACCGGAGCCUGUGGUACAGUUCUUGGAAGACCCUCUGGUUCAAGGCCUGGCAAGUGAAAAACCAGCCAAUACCAGCCAUGUUCCUGCAUCCUCAAGGCCAGUACAGAAACCUGAGCCUGCUCUUAAGACUCUAGAAACCUUGCAGAAUCCAGCCCAACAUCAGGCAGUCCUUCAGGCAAACAAGCCAGGGCUAGAGGCCUUGAAAGCAGUGCCAGGUGGUGACAAUGCUCUGCGUCCCGUCUGCUCUGAUAUCCAACAGCUCAUGCUCUUCACUCUGGCCCCACUGGUUGCUUCCAGAACCCACAACCCAGGUUCAGAGCUUUGCAGAGGGGAGGCCAAUGCUCACAGCAGUACUGACACCACCGCUGCCUCUGCACCUAUCAGGUCAUUGACACAGGGGGUCAGUGCAGGAGUAGUCGCCCAGGCCAAGGGCAUGGCCUCAAACCAAGCCAAUUCAGGGUGCAGGACUGGUAUGCCAGACUCAUAUUCAGGCCAAGAUCUUUCCUCCCAGGAUGGUCAGCAGCCCAUAGGGAAAGCCACUCUAACCAGUGAGCUGAGACCCUCACCCUGUGCCUUACGUAGAGCCUUGCAUGUCCUUCAGCAAAAUCCAGCUUUGCUACACCAGCUGGCUACUGGCAGCCCCCUGCGGCAUCACAUACCACUGCUUCCCAUCCUCACCAACCCACGAGCACUGCAGGCAUUGAUACAGAUAGAAAAGGGCCUGCAGAUACUGUCCAGGGAGGUGCCUGGUCUGGGACCUUGUUUAUGGGGCUCAGGUAGACCACAUGGGGCAACAGAAGCCCCUGAAACUAGGAGUGCAGGACAGGGUCACAGAACAGACCCUGUGCAACCCACUGUGGCUGUUCUUCAGCUUCUCCGUGCUCUGGCCAGCGCCUGCCCGCAGUCUACCCAAUCCUCACUAUCCUCAGCGGAAAGCAGAUACCAGCAAGAACUGGAGCAUCUGAAGGCCAUGGGUUUUGCUAACCGUGAUGCCAACCUGCAGGCCCUGAUGGCUACAGGUGGAGACCUCCAUGCUGCCAUUGAGAGGCUGCUGGGGGAAUCAGAGGCCUAG
Molossus molossus (Pallas's mastiff bat) is the source of this 1536-nucleotide messenger RNA. RefSeq names its product ubiquilin-1-like. Gene Ontology annotation, molecular function: polyubiquitin modification-dependent protein binding. The record is from RefSeq and is a predicted model, not a curated record. Bases 1 to 1536 code for a protein of 511 amino acids. The transcript has a single exon. Gene Ontology annotation, biological process: ubiquitin-dependent protein catabolic process. NCBI's taxonomy places the organism in Eukaryota, Metazoa, Chordata, Mammalia, Chiroptera, Molossidae. Gene Ontology annotation, cellular component: cytosol.